GGCUGAUAUCUGUCUCCUAGUAGCAAUUGCUUUUUUGCACAUACUCAAGACGAUUUCCCUGUUACUAUGAGUAUGUCCAUAUUAGCCUCUGUAAAUACUUACAAGCCCAGAACCCCCUGUCUUUAAACCAGUGGCUGGCUUGUUUGGUGCAUCUCAUCAGCUUCCAUGAUGGGUUUCGCUUCUGGGUAAUCAACAGGGGACUGAAGAGGAGAACCGCAAAGUUUCAAGUUAGUGAGGUAACUAAUCCGCUGACUAAACCCUGAUUUCGAGUGGUCUUGUCUCGUUGUCCUCUGCGAGUGCCAAGGGUUGAAGCCAAACGUAGCGGACGUCGAUAAACACUCAAACAAGAUGAUGGCGGACGAACAUCUAGUCUACCUAAUCUGACCUGUUUCUCCUACGACAAGGAUCUAUUGACCAUUGUUGCUCCUUACUGGAUACCUACAUAUACAUAGCUGACAACCUGCCUGCUUCACUCGAACCUCGGCCUCUGCUGGUCUGGUUCAGUUCAUUGUAACAUAGUGCAAAACUCCACUUGAUCAAACUCCCGCCGCUUCCAUCCAUCGCUGGUUAACUAUUCCCACUAAACUCCUCCAUUGCAACUACAUUCUCAGCAGGGCUUCUGUCCAUUGAAGCCCAAGGCCGCACUUAGGCUCACGACAUUCCUUAUCGUCUUCUUUGACCUCAAUGGUUUCGUCAUUGUGUUAGAUCUUGUACUCGUCGCAAUUGACGUACUCUUACCUUUACUUCUGCCGCAAAACCAUGAGCGACCCUCAACGCGAUGCCCCGCCGUUGAGCGCCCACAUUCCCGCUACCACCACGACCACGACGGUUCUGCCUACGACAAACGGCUCUGCCAAAGGCGACGACGUUCCCGAUGCCGGACUGAGAAGUCUCGAUCACUGUACGCCUCAGUAACGACCUCUCUCGCGCCACGCGCUUUGCUGAUUGCUCCUCUCGCAGACAAGCGCGCCCUGCCAAAAUGGCGGUACAAUCUACGCCAACAGAUGCUACCUCUGAUCCGCUGGGAGACACCCUACCUUGCGUGGAUGCAAGAGAAGUUGCGGACUCCAGCUCUCGAUAGCUACUUCGCCAUCACUGCCAACCUCGGAACCCAUACCUUCUUCAUGAUCGGAUUACCCAUCUGCUUCUGGUGUGGUUAUGCAGCAUUUGGCAAGGGAUUCUCGAGAUUAUAGGAUUUAACAGGCACUGACACGCUUCGUUGUGUAGACUUGUACAUAUUCUUGCGCUCGGUGUCUUCUGGACAGGCUUUAUCAAGGACUUCUACUCUCUCCCGCGACCACUUUCGCCUCCUUUGCACCGAAUCACGAUGUCUGGUUCUGCAGCCCUCGAAUAUGGUUUCCCUUCGACCCAUAGCGCCAAUGCCGUAUCUGUCGCUGUCUAUGCGCUUCUGAUACUACGCAGUCCCGAUAACACGCUAGCUCCAACCACGAAGUUCGCACUCGAAUGCCUCUCAUACUUCUACGCUGCUUCGAUCAUAUUUGGGCGCUUAUACUGUGGCAUGCAUGGCUUCCUCGACGUAAUUGUUGGGUCCUUCAUGGGUGCCGCGAUUUCUCUUCUCGAAUUCUACUACGGACCUCCCCUGGAUGAAUAUAUGCACUCCAGCUCUUGGGCUGCGCCUCUUGUAGCUGCCUUGAUUAUUCUUAUACUCGUACGCAUCCACCCUGAGCCGGCAGAUGACUGUCCAUGUUACGAUGACAGUGUUGCCUUCGCUGGUGUUGUCAUUGGUCUCGAAUUCGGCACUUGGACGUACGGCAAAAUUGCGCUAGAUCCUUGGGAGACUCAUGCGCAUGGAGGAGGAUCAGUGGAUAUUACGCACUUGGGAUUGACUGCCAACGUGGCUAGGAUCGUUUUCGGCGUUCUUGUCGUCUUUGCGUGGCGCGAGACGAUGAAGCCUCUACUGCUUAAGCUCUUGCCUCAUCUAUUCCGAAUAUUUGAACAGGUUGGGGUGAACAUGCCUCGACGGUUCUUCACUCCUGCUAGUAAGUAUAAGACUGUACCAACAGGCUCUCGUAUUGAUACGCUUUUCCCUUCGCCGUCCGACUUCCCACGCAUGGUUGAGAGUAUCCGAAACCCUACCACCCGAGGUCGCUCUGUGUCGAUUGGUCCUCAGAGUGCCGCAGAUGCAUACGAGACCUUGGCGUAUAGAGAGCGCAAGCGACGCGAGAGUGUCAGCAGUAACCAUAGCUUGAAGAGCAAGUCAAGCAACCUGGAGCUCCAGACCACGCAUGAAGACUAUUCUGGCAAGGGAGCUCAGGCGUCUGGUGCACAGGCAAACCGAAUCGUCGAAUUCGAGCAGAUGAUGGGGACCGGCGAGGUUGUGACAACACCAGCCGCCGAUGAUGAUCGGGUUGAGAUAUUUGUUACGGGUACCGAGGACGGGUUGGGAGAGCGGGAGAUGUUCUCGCAAUUAAUCAAACCUCGUGUGCGAUACGACGUCGAGGUCGUGACUAAGCUCGUUGUUUACACUGGUAUUGCUUGGUUUGCAGUGGCUAUUAUCCCCAUAAUGUUUGAGAUUGUGGGCUUGGGGACGAAUCAGUUACAUGAACGAUGAGUGAUGAGAUGAAAUGAGACAAGAGAGGCCACCGCUUUGUAUUAUUUUCCAGUGGCCUCCAGGAUGCAAUUAGACAUUCUUCUUUUUAAUGAACAUAUAAGGUGAUGAAUGAUGGGCGCUGGAAUGGUUUAUUGGUUAGGUAUGUCACCUUUGAGUUUCUGUGGGUGAUAUAUCUCAAGACAACUUGAGAGUUGCAAUUGAUACUGAGUUGUAUUCAUGAUAGGGUAUCCGAACAGUGCUAUAACAACAUUUGAUUUGAAAAUAAACAUCAUUCAAAAUAGCUGUCUCAAGGAAGAAUGAUACCUCAGUUAAAGGGUGU
Molecule: messenger RNA, 2891 nt
Organism: Fusarium verticillioides 7600
Lineage: Eukaryota; Fungi; Ascomycota; Sordariomycetes; Hypocreales; Nectriaceae
Exons: 3
Coding region: 1328-2572 (414 amino acids)
Cellular component (GO): endoplasmic reticulum membrane
Molecular function (GO): sphingosine-1-phosphate phosphatase activity
Source: RefSeq, a predicted model, not a curated record